This is a messenger RNA of Bicyclus anynana (squinting bush brown), 2501 nucleotides long. Its product is annotated as sodium/hydrogen exchanger 9B1-like. The transcript is spliced from 11 exons. The record is from RefSeq and is a predicted model, not a curated record. NCBI's taxonomy places the organism in Eukaryota, Metazoa, Arthropoda, Insecta, Lepidoptera, Nymphalidae. Bases 329 to 1876 code for a protein of 515 amino acids.
GAAUAUCAGUGAUUCAGAUUUGAAGUCAUCUUUAUAUGGUUAUGGUGCAAUAAACUAUAAAGUCAUAAUGAUAAGUAUCACUGAGCCAUGAUAUGCGAAACCUAAAAAUUCGUAAAGUCAGCUAAAAACCUUAUGCUAACGACAAUUAUUUAUUGAUUCGGCUCGUGGUGCGGCUGCUUCAGUGUGACAUACUGUACCAUGCGCGCGGGCCGCCGGUGGCCACUUCUAUAAUCCUUCUCAUUUCCUGUGGUCAAAUUUUAGUGCUUACAAUUUCACACUUAUAAAUUAUCAAAAUAAUUCAGUGGAUUUUAGCAGCCUAUUUAAGAAAAUGCUACCCUAUAACCAGACCGUCAUAGUUAUCGACAAAGGGGCGUACGUUUUACGCCGGGAGGAAGCGAAAACAUCGAAACAAAACACACCCACAAUCAGCCUCGAUAGACUUACUAAAGAAGAUGAAGCAGUCAAGAAGACAUCUUGGUACAGUUCGAGUACUCCGACUAUUGCGCAUUACUUUACGUUAGUUUUAUUAGGAUCUCUGACAUGGGGAAUCUUAUGGUGCGCAUGGGGCAGCAACUGGGCGUGGGACGGGAAGUGGUUCCGCCUGGCUAUUGUGCCCAUCAUAGCCUGGGCCAGCGGGCUCAUACUGCAAGAGUUGACGACACUGCCGCCGCUCCUCGCUGCUUUGAUCACCGGCAUGCUUGCGCGCCACCUUGGCUUCAUAGACAUGCGUCUAUAUCCGCAUAUUGAUGCCUUCUUAAGGAAAAUAUAUCCAGUAAUAAUCCUUGGCAAAGGAUCUUUAUCCUGGGACGUGAGCUACAUGAGACAAAACUGGCGUCAAGUGCUUGCACUAGGAUCGCUUCCAUGGACCACUGAAGUAGUGCUUGUUGCAGUCUGUACACAUUUCCUUCUUGGAUUUCCUUGGCUUUGGGGUUUUCUACUCGGUUCAGUUUACUCAUCUGUAUCGUGCCCGGUGGUCAUGCCCUCGGUGGUGAAGCAUGGUAAGAAUGCCACUGGGACGGUGAACUGGCCACAGCUGAUUUGCACGGCGGGUGGGAUCGACACCGGCCUCAGCGUCGGCGUGUUUGGCGUUAUAUUCACAUUCAUGUUUUACGAAACUCACGAAAGCUAUCGAUAUAUCAAAGCGGCUUUGGGGAUAUUCGUUGGAGUGGCACUUGGCAUAGCGUGGGGCACCUUAGCAAAGUUCGUGCCGAAUUCAAAGGACUUUUUUGUGACAGAACUGAGAGUUUUAUUCGUUCUCGCCGGAGGACUUUUCGCAAACUUUUUCACGUCCGCCAUUGGAUGGGGAGGCACUGGUGUGGUGGCGGUACUUGCGUGCAAUGCGACGGCGGCGCUUCACUGGAGCAAGAAAGGGUGGAAACUGAAUCAGAACCCCGCGGCUACAACCUACCGAGUGGCGUGGUCGACUUGCGAGCCAGUGCUCUUCGCCUAUACCGGCACUUUCUUUGUGGUGCACAGUUCGAUAUCUGAGACGAUGCUAAUUGGAUUGGGCAUCCUGUUACUUUGUCUUACUGUAAGACUAACAAUCACUUGGCUGACGUGUUGGCAACUCACUUUGAAGGAGAAGAUGUUCGUGUGUUGUACUUGGGUACCAAAGUCGGUUGUCGAGGCUGUAUUAUGCCCCCUGGCAAUAGACACCAUUCUAAUGACGGGUACGCGGAGGGAAGAACUCAUUUAUGCGGAGGAGCUCAUGAGGUUAAUAGUGCAAGCGAUUCUCGUAACCACGCCCAUCGGCUUCCUGCUUACCAACAACUUGGGACCAAUGCUGUUAAGCCAAUCUCAUGAAGACUGUGAAAACAAAAGUGAACCAGAGAAAAGGAAGUCAAAUGGAUCUCUUAACGAAGAUAGCAGGUUAUGAUAUUGAAGAAUUUUAGUCAAGGAAACAAACGUAACUUUGAUAAUAGACAAAACUUAGAGUAACUAUCUAUGAAUAUUAGGAAUGUGCAAAUUGUUCAUUUUGAUCUUACUCAGUCCGUCGUAUAUUACUGUAAAAUGUAAAAAUUGUGAGAGUUUUAAAGGUUAUGCUAACCUUUUCCCAGAGUUGAAUGACUCUGCAACACAGUGAAUAUGUCAGAAUACCAGUUACAGUUCAGUGAAUAUAAAUUUUUCAGCACACAACAAUAACUUACAGCUACAACUUGGUUGAAGAUUGUGAGAUAAAGUAAUAGGUAACAUAGAAAGAAGUACGAGGUAAAAUAAAAAAAUAGUAUUUCUCGCAUUUUUAAAGAAAGAUAUGAAUGUAUCUACUAUUAUAAAGAACAAUCGAAAGAGCAAGCAAAAUCUUAUCUAAGUAAUAAAAUUGGUUCAUGUCGUAGAGAUUACCAAAUAGCUAGAUAACAUACCUUUUAUUCUUAAGAUUUGAGUUACUUACUUGAAAUUAAUACUAGAACUAGAAUAAUUACACAGACACAAUAAAUACAUAAUCGAUUUUAUAUAACAAAUUCAAAUUAAAAAAUAUUAAUUCGCAGUUUGCAGCUUUAUUU